Molecule: messenger RNA, 532 nt
Organism: Alligator sinensis (Chinese alligator)
Lineage: Eukaryota; Metazoa; Chordata; Crocodylia; Alligatoridae
Product: interleukin-8-like
Exons: 4
Coding region: 60-350 (96 amino acids)
Biological process (GO): cellular response to lipopolysaccharide; chemokine-mediated signaling pathway; neutrophil chemotaxis
Cellular component (GO): extracellular region
Molecular function (GO): CXCR chemokine receptor binding; chemokine activity
Source: RefSeq, a predicted model, not a curated record
AGCCUCAGACAAAUUUUGAAGCUGAAAUUGAUAAGAACAACUGAUCUGUUUCAGUCAGAAUGAGACCCCCUACUGCUAUUCUGCUGCUAGCUCUGCUGGUGAUCUGCCACUCUGUGAAUGCUGGCAUCUUGGAAACCAACACACGCCUCGCAUGCAAAUGUAUAAUGAUAAGGUCGCAAUACAUACAUCCAAAAGUUUACCAAAGUGUGGAGAUCUUUCCUCCAGGGAGUGCCUGCCGGCGUACAGAAGUUAUAAUCACACUUAAAAACGGGAAUAAAGUAUGUGUGGAUCCUGAGAUACGUUGGGUAAAGAAAACACUGAAGGCACUUUUUGAAGCGAAGGAAAAAUGAAAAUCCAGUUAAAUUAAUAAAAUAGCCAAAAUCCUUUUUUGAAGAAAAGAGGAGAGAUGUGGACAAGCCUGACAACCUGUUUUCAAUUUUGCUUUUGCUGUUGUUUUUUCUUUGGUCAGAAGACAAAUAAUGUAUUUUUUCAUAUUUAACAGGCUCCCCAAUCAAAUAAAGAGACAUUUAUA